Messenger RNA from Orbilia oligospora ATCC 24927, 861 nucleotides. RefSeq lists its product as uncharacterized. Gene Ontology annotation, biological process: transcription initiation at RNA polymerase II promoter. The record is from RefSeq and is a predicted model, not a curated record. Bases 1 to 861 code for a protein of 286 amino acids. Gene Ontology annotation, cellular component: transcription factor TFIIE complex. The transcript is spliced from 2 exons. Lineage: Eukaryota; Fungi; Ascomycota; Orbiliomycetes; Orbiliales; Orbiliaceae.
AUGUCGUCUCUCAACUCCCAGCUGAAGGGCUUCAAGUCCGGCGUUGUCAACCAAGGCAACUUCGUCCAAGCUCGUCGCCACAUUGCUUCACCCGCUCCAGCCGCCCAGGUCUCUCCAGCUUCAACGCCAGGAGCAAGUGGCAGCGGUGGGAACUCCUCUUCAAAUGCAGCAGCCAUCGCCAAACGAAAGAAGCCGGUCAAGAACAAUGUGGUCUACUCUCAACCGGCCGAUACUGGGAUGGGUCUAUACAUCAUGACUCAGGUUCUUCACCUCGUUGAACACCUGAAGGAAGUUGAAAAGCCUCUCACCAGAGCAGACCUUGAGAGGUUCCUCGCCAAGCCUCUCGAUUCUACUAUGAUCGAGAUCCUUAGGUCGCAUGAUAAGCUGGUUUUUGAUCAUGUCACGGAUACAUAUGCUUUCAAGCCGUUGCACAAUAUUCGUAGUGCUCAACAGCUUCUUACCCACCUCCAAGCGUCUACCACCGCCCAGGGGUUGAGCGUCAAGGAACUGAAGGAUGGAUGGUCUGGCGCUCUCGCCACCAUUGAUGAGUUGGAGGCCGAUGGGUCGAUUUUGGUCACUAGAACCAAGAAGGAUGGACAGGCUCGAAUGGUCUGGAUUAACGAUAAGAGUUUGAACGUUACUAUUGAUGACGAAUUCAAAACGAUCUGGGAGAAAAUCGUGAUCCCACCGGCUGCCGAACUGCCCGGCGAACUUGAGCGCGCUGGUCUAAAACCUACUAGUGUGGAUCCAGCCACGAUCAAGAAAGCCAUGCAGAAGGACCAAGGCAAGAAACAGAAGAAGCCAAGGAGGGGUAGAAUAACAAACACCCAUCUUGCUGGCAUGCUUCGCGAUUACAAUUGA